AGUGCAGCAGUCUGCAAAGAAAGUGACCACAACCGAAGCAUAUCCAGCCGUCUGAGCGGUGGGUACUGCGACCAAACGGAGACAUUUACCUCAAAGACUGUUUACAACCGGAAAAAGAACCCUAUUGGAUCAUUGGAAACCUUCAAAACUGAGGAAGAGGAGUCAUUGCUUUUUGGACACUUUACACCGCGCACGGCGGAUCUAUGAAGACGCAGGCAGGGUUUUCACUCCCAACACCAGACAGAGGGAACAGGGUGUGAUUCACCCCCCUGCCUACAAGCCCUGAUGCCGGGCAUUAGCUCCACUGCGCCUCGGUAUGAAAACUGGGACAUGGAGCACCUCGACCACUACCAACAUUAUUUCUACGACGACCACCACGACCCGGAUGAGGAUUUCUUCAAGUCCACCGCGCCUAGCGAGGACAUAUGGAAGAAAUUCGAGCUGGUGCCGACCCCGCCCAUGUCCCCUAUCCGGGCGGUGGAGGGGUCUGGCAGGGUCGGGCUGCUGUGUCCGUCUCUAGGGGACAAACUGGAGUGGGUGUCCCAGUUUUUAGGGCAGGACGAUGAGCAGCAGCAUCAGCAGCAUCAGCAGCAGCAGCAGCAGGAAAUCCCCUGCAAGCUGACCACCUCCAAUGACUCUUUCGGGAACCUGAGCUCCAUAAUUAUCCAGGACUGUAUGUGGAGUGGGUUUUCCGCCGGACAACAGCUAGAGAGAGUUGUAGGAGAGAGACUUGCAUCCUGUCCCGGGACGGGGGCCAGUGUCAAAGUCGCUGCAGCAGCCACUUCUGUGGUUGCAUCUCCGGGGAGGCAGCAGCAGGGGGCCCCCGCAGAAGCGUCGGCUCCAAGCGGACUGGCUGCGGACUGUGUGGACCCCGCUGCGGUGCUCACUUUCCCGGUAAACGGUGGAUGCAAGAAGCAAGUGUCCUCCGGUUCAGAAUCUCACACCGACUCCUCAGAUGAUGAAGAUGACAAUGAUGAGGAUGAAGAGGAGAUCGAUGUGGUGACGGUGGAGCACAAGCAGCAGCAGCGUAAACCUCGUCGGCUGGUCAACUCUCGCAAACCAGUGACCAUCAUGGUGCGAGCUGACCCCCUGGACCCUGGCAUGAAGCGCUUCCACAUCUCCAUCCACCAACAGCAGCACAACUAUGCUGCCCCCUCCCCAGACACACUCCCUCAGCAUGUGGAGCCGCCUCGGAAGAGGGUCCGACAGGAGGCCUCCUCCCAGCAGCACCUGAAUGCUCAUCACCACCACCAGCCCCGGCCCGGCCACGCCCCUCUGAACUUAGACAGCAGGAAGUCUCAUGCGGCUGGAAUCAGGUCCGAGUCGCCUGACCUCAACGCCUGCUCUCCUACCUCCUCCUCGCCCCCUUCAUCCCCUCCCUCCUCUUCUUCUUCCUCCUCCUCCUCCCAUUCCCAGAUCUCCCCCUCAAAGCCUCGCUCCUUCUGCCACCUCUCAAGCCCCCAGUCCUCCGACUGUGAGGACACGGACAAGCGCAAGGCGCACAACUUCCUCGAACGCAAGCGGAGGAACGACCUGCGCUCACGCUUCCUGUCGCUGCGGGACGAGAUCCCGGGCCUAGUGGAUUGCCCCAAGACGCCGAAGGUGGCAAUCCUGACUCGAGCCACGGAGUACCUGCAGCAGCUGCAUGUCAACGAGAGGCAGAAGGCUCAGGAGAAGAAGCAGCUGAAGUCCAGACAGCUGCAGCUGCUGCAGAGGCUGGCGCUGCUCAAACGCUCCUGAGCGACGGGGGCGAAACCUGCUGUCAUCACACACACACACACACACACACACACACACACACACACACACACACACACACACACACACACACACACACACACACACACACACACACACACACACACACACACACACACACACACACACACACACACACACUCACAGAACUGAAUACAUGAAGGAGAAGAGACACUAAUGUUCACUUUGAUUUGAUCACGUUGGAAUAGUGCGGGUGGAUUUAAUUUUCUUUGUUUUCUAUUUUUGUGGUUUGCACAUUUAGCUUCUGAGUGAUUGACAAGGCCGUAAGCUGGUCAGGACAGCAAGCUAGGGACUGAUCUUAUGGGGCGUCUUACGGCAGAUUAAUAUUGUCCAUGGUUAUUCAAUAUAGAUUCAUGCUAUAAUCCCCCCUUUGCUGAAAAAUCUUCACAACUGUUGCUUGUUUACGGGAAGGCUUGUUGUGAAUGAAGCAGCUGCUAGUUGAUAAACUGCUACACAUUUUUCUACCUGCUGCAUGGUCUGAUUGGACGACAUCUUGAUUGUGACGGGGCUUACCCAGCAGAUACAGUAUGUCCUCUCGUUCUGUCUGUCAUUUUCUAAAAGGCCCUCUUAGGUUUCUCCAUAGAUUCUCAUGUUUUGUUCUUUACAGCCCUUAGAUCCUUAGCGCUUGGCAUACAACUUUAACAUUUUGUUGUCAAGUUGUGCCUUGUUUCUGAUCUGUUUACUCAUUCAUUUUCUUUUAUAUUAUUCUCCAUCUAACCUUAUUUUCUUGUUCUCUUCUUAUCACUAUUUCCCCCAUCAGCAGUUGAGGCCUUUAUGCUUGCUAGAAUGGGAAAGCAGGGGGCUGUAGUGGGACUGUACUGAGCCAUGCAACAAAUGACAUUACAACUGCAUACAAUAUAUUCUGCACCUCUGGAAUAGCUCAGGUUGAGUCCUAACUUCUGUGCCUGCAGGUUUCAAUUCAGUGUUUUCCUCUUGUGUCGUUAACGUUUGAACAGCAGCACCACGCCCACAGUAAAGACCAGUUUUGUAGCAUUAAUUGGAUAGAAAAUUGUUUGAGAAUAAUCCAGUUUUCAAUCAAAAAACACUAUAAAGAUCUUUAACAGGAUCGUUAUUAUUUUUGUGCCAUGGAGGCAAGCCAAAAGGUGAAUGUUGGCUUCAUAUUAUCAACCAAAAAAAACUUUGAGAAUGGCUUCAUUUAACCUGUUUUUAAGCAACAUUUAAAAAUGCCAACAUUUGCUUUGAGAUGAAGCCCAAUGAGGUCCAACUGUACAUUUCUUUUGUCUUGCGGUCUGCUCAGUUUGUAAGUUGUUUUUGCAUUCAAUGUAACGCCUAUAGAAGCCUUUCAAUGUACGUAGACUAUCCUGUUGGAUGUUAUGUAUAUAGUUCCCUUACUGUACAGUCCCUUUCAAACCAAAACCAGAGCUGUCUACUUUACUCAUCCUAGUUUUUGUUCAGCCCUAAAGCUUGCUGGCUUUUCAAAGAUAACUCAAAGCUUCUAUUUUUGUUAAUAAAAUGAUUAUGAAAAAGAGUCAAAAUAAAACACUUACUGAACAUUGAUCACACUAGACACUUUGUCGCCACGUUUUUGUUUUUGCGAUGCCUACUUGUUUUCAUUACUGUUCAUUAUCUGUUUCUGGGGUUUGAUUUAUUUGUACAAGUUCACAAAAGUUUUAUACUAUAUUUUCCUACCGAGUUGUGUUUCAGUGUGAGCUAAUGACUGUUGUUGUUAUUGUAGCUGGCGGGGCUUUAUUGGUGGUUAUGUGCUGAAAAUUGGCAUGUGCGGUCUACUUUUUAUCUGGAGUUGAAAGCACCUGAAUGCUCCUGUAUUCAAUCCAAUCACUGUAGCUGUAGCACUCUCAUAAAUGUGGACGCAGUGUGCAGGGAGGGAGGGAGGACUUAAGAGGAUAUACCGAUUAAACUUGUGGCUGUGUAUAGCCUUGAGUAACCUUAAUGCUUUCCCUCUUUUUUUAUUUUUUUUGUUGCAAGGCCGAUGCUCCCUAUUGUUCCCAUAAGCCAUACAGCAGAGAACACUGUAGCUCUUGAAAUAGUACUGUAAAUGGCACGAGUAACAUACUCUGCUAUUACUAGCACUCAGGAAACUCCCACGUGUAGCUUGUAGCUCUUCUGAUAGGGCCAGAGGCUGCGCUUGAGGAAAACACCCCCUGCUUUAUUAUGCUGUAACAUAAACCAGACCCACACUGAUGGAAAGAGAGCGUUCGAUAUGGGGAAUCAUGAUGUAUGUGAAUACAUAUUUUAUGUAUUCUAUCUUUCUAUUUCUGAAUAAGCUGGGUUUUUUUUUUGUCUGCUUACUAAUUCAGCACAAACCACCAUAAGCCCUGAUGGUAUUUUUUAUUUUCUCUCAAAAGGUUGCACCCACAGCAGCCCUUUUUGAUUUUGUUUGUUUAACUUGUAAUGGUCACAGGUUUCUGCUGUUGGCACAGUCAGUGGACGUUGCUUACUGACUUUUUGAGUUUAUCCAUGGUGAUUUUGGAGCCUUGUUUCAGCACUUUGUUCUUUUCUGUACCUCAUAAGCCUCUAUGUAUGAAGAGUAAGUCAGAAAAAUAAUAAAUUCAUGGUUUGACAUCAUAAA
Molecule: messenger RNA, 4330 nt
Organism: Eleginops maclovinus (Patagonian blennie)
Lineage: Eukaryota; Metazoa; Chordata; Actinopteri; Perciformes; Eleginopidae
Gene: myclb
Product: MYCL proto-oncogene, bHLH transcription factor b
Exons: 3
Coding region: 286-1740 (484 amino acids)
Biological process (GO): regulation of transcription by RNA polymerase II
Molecular function (GO): protein dimerization activity; RNA polymerase II cis-regulatory region sequence-specific DNA binding; DNA-binding transcription factor activity, RNA polymerase II-specific
Source: RefSeq, a predicted model, not a curated record